AUGCCCUUGAUUCUUCACAAUGUUCCCGAUGAGGAGCGCUACGUCGGCGACGACGGCCUUACGCGCCCUUAUGCCAUGAUCUUUGGCCAAAACGAAGGCGGCCCCGCGACAGGCACGCGCGCGCGACGAACCGUGGCCGAGACGGGCUCCUUUGGCAAGUCGACGCGGCGCUCGCGGUCUCGCACUGGCACACCCGCCCGCAAGGAGAACCCGACGCUGGCCGCGGCCGACAAGGUCUUUGGCGACUGGCUCUCGAAGCAGAACAACAACAGCGGCAGCGGCAGCAACACGACCAGAAAGCCCGCCGCCGGCGUCAACAGCCAGGAGGAUCCGGCGCCGCAGCGCGCGGUCCAGUCGACGCCUGUCGAGCUCACGCUCCGCGGGUACCGCUCCGCGGCGCAGCAGUACGCCGCCAUCAGCCACUACGAGGAGCUGGCCGGGUCCGUCCUCGAGGACUACCCGCGCGACCCCCCGACGACGCAGCGGCGCUACAAGUCGGACCUGCGCGACCCGGCGUAUACGCGCCGCCGCUGCCUGACACCAGACCAGCGCGCCCUCGUCAACCGCGCCGACGGCGGCGAGCACUGGGUCAAGGUGACGUUUGAGAGCGCCGACGCCGCCAACGCCGCCAUCUACGCUAGCCCCCAGCGCAUCCUCGGUCACCUCGUCUACGCGGAGCCCUACCGCGGCGUGCCGCUCGCGCGAGACGAGGCCUGCCCUGACACGGGCGACCUCUUCUCUGACAUCCUCGCUCCCGGCGGGGGCGGCGGCCUCGCUAGAUCCUACAGCGUUCCCGCACACGUCGGCGAGACCGGUUCCCGACGCGCUGCCGGUGGUGGUGGCCUGCCGCAGUCGUUUAGCAGCCGGCUGCUCGACCUCAGCACCGCGCCCGAGUCCCGCCAAACCAGCGACACACUCGACACAGCCACGCUCUCGCCAUCCCGGGCCUCGAGCGCCACGGCCAUUGACCCGUUCAGCGCGAGUACCGCUGCGCCUGGCGUAACCUCGACCACCACCGCCGCCGAGCCCAUCGAGAUCCCGCCUGAGGACAGCGUCUUUUGCCGCCGUAUACCCACCGCCCGCCGCGCCCGCCUGCUGCCGGCCGAGCAGGCGCUGCUCCCGCAGCAGUCCGUCAUGCAGCGCUUUGUCGGCGCCGUGCCGUUUAUCAACUGGUUCGGCGGCAGCAUGAUUGGAAACGAGGUGCCGCGCAUGGAGACGGGCGAGUUUGACUGGAACCGGGCGAGUCUCUACUGGAAGUUUAUCUGGUGGCUGGACGCGACGUUUGGUCUGUUCCGGGGCGACGUCUACAGCAUCGAUAAGGACGAGUAA
Cordyceps militaris CM01 is the source of this 1329-nucleotide messenger RNA. RefSeq lists its product as uncharacterized. The record is from RefSeq and is a predicted model, not a curated record. Bases 1 to 1329 code for a protein of 442 amino acids. The transcript is spliced from 2 exons. NCBI's taxonomy places the organism in Eukaryota, Fungi, Ascomycota, Sordariomycetes, Hypocreales, Cordycipitaceae.